Messenger RNA from Drosophila innubila, 2669 nucleotides. Its product is annotated as zinc finger protein 37. Gene Ontology annotation, biological process: regulation of transcription by RNA polymerase II. The record is from RefSeq and is a predicted model, not a curated record. The transcript is spliced from 3 exons. Lineage: Eukaryota; Metazoa; Arthropoda; Insecta; Diptera; Drosophilidae. Bases 63 to 1958 code for a protein of 631 amino acids. Gene Ontology annotation, molecular function: DNA-binding transcription factor activity; RNA polymerase II cis-regulatory region sequence-specific DNA binding; zinc ion binding. Gene Ontology annotation, cellular component: nucleus.
UAAAAAAUUAUUUUUAGCGUCUGUUUUGAUCCGCAAUUUUCAAAGCAAUUAAGAAGGACAGAAUGUCGGCCACAGAUGAAAUGUAUCCGGAUGUAGAAGCAUGGUGCCGUCUUUGCUUAAAGGAACACAAGGAUGCAUACACAAUUUUCGCCGAGGACGAUUCACAGCUUUCGGUACCAAUGCGCUUGAUGGCGUGCGUCUCUCUGGAGGCGAAGCCAACGGAUGGAUUGCCGAAAAAGAUUUGCGGCGAGUGUCGUUACCAGUUGGAAAAAUCAUUUCUAUUUCGGCAACGCAGCCAAGUGGCGGAUAAGAAGCUGCGUAAGCACAAUCGCCUUGUCAGCAUGGGUAAGAAGAGUCGCGUCUUUGCCAAGUCGUCAGACAAUGACUCCGAUGAGGAUGAGCUGGAGUUCGAGGAAUCAAUAGAGUUCAUAAAUCAAUUGGAGAAGAUGCGUGAAAAGAGCUCACAAAAAUGGCGGGAAAAGUAUAAGCAGGAACAAGAGAAGGAGAUGCUAACACGUUUGGAUUUAAUGCGGGAUGAACUACGUGGCGAUAUACGCAAGGAACUCAUGGAAGAGGUGCGCAACGAUGUACGCCAGCAACUGCAUGACGAGGUGCAGGAGGAGAGUCGCAAGGAACAGCUUGCCAAGCUAUUGGGUGAACUUGAAGUCUUCUUGGACGAAAAGAAAGCCGGUCUCUGGGAAUCUCUGGAUGGAGAACCAGCAGAAACCAAGCCAACAAAUAACUCACCUACGGCGUCCACUCCAUCAGAAACGCCGACACUAAUACAAUCAACAAAACCUACAAAUGAACAGCGUUUAACUCGAAAACGUGGUCGCAUCUUGUCGCCUGGAAACCAGGCGAAGCGUCGAGCUAACACAACGGACACUGAAGAUAACGAAUUUGUGCUGGAGAGCACAGCUAAGGUGGAGCCACUUACCACAGAUGACAUGGAGGUGGACACGUCACCGACAGAUACUGCGGAUAGUUUCAAUGACAUGAAAAUAGCCGAGUCCAGCGAUUUGGUGACCACUCAGAAUGGUGAAAUCUAUAUCAUAAAUGCGGGCUCAAAGAUCAACUCAACUCCAACUUCAUCAAUAGAAUACCAACAGGAUAAGAAUAUUACAUCCUAUAAUAUUCGGGACAAUGGAGAGAUUCAGUUUACGGACAACAAAUCCGAGGAUAUGAGCGAUGUGGUGGUCUUUAAUCUUGACCCAGAGGUCAGCGAUGAUCAGCAGCUCUAUGAAUUCAACGAUGUUAUCAUACUGUCCAAUGAAAAAGAAAGCGGCCAAAAUUUGCCCUCAACGAAGAGUCAGAAAAAAGAUUUUGUUGUGAAGCAAUCUCCACGUAACUCACAGCCUACCGUUGGACGUGCCACCGAUACCGUAAAGUCAUUUAAGUGCCAGAUGUGUCCCAUUGCGUUUGGCACGCCCAAAUCUCUAUCGCGUCACCUCAGCACACACAUCAAGACAAUGAAGAAUGGCACCGGCGGAGCACUCAAGUGUCCUGUCUGCCAGCUGCAGUUGUCCUGUGCCAGUUCGCUCAAGCGUCACAUGAUUAUUCACACGGGUCUCAAGCCAUAUAAAUGCGACGAGUGUCAGUUGUCGUUUUCCCAGCGUGAGGUUCUCAAGCGUCACAUGGAUACACACACGGGAGCGAAGCGUCAUCAAUGUCCACACUGCAGCGCCUGUUUUGCCCAAAAGACAAAUCUGCAGCAGCACAUUAACCGCAUGCACACGGAGGGAGAGCAUCAGCAUAAGUGUCAUCUAUGUCAUCGGACUUUCAAUCAUGUCUCGGGUCUUAGCCGUCAUCUGGUUACACAUGCCGGAGUCACCUUUUCGUGCAAGGAAUGCGGACGACAGUUCAACGAUCGCAGUGCAGUGCAGCGUCAUGUCCAGAAUGUGCACAAGAUCAAGGAUGAGGAUACGGAGGGCAAUGAAAAUGAAGCGGAAUUUGAGUAAUUAUCCGAACUACAUCAUUCUUAAGUCACGACAAUGACCAUCAAUUAACUCUGUAUACUCGUUGCUUAUAUAAAACAUUAGAUUGCUUUCAAAAUUAAAACACGCCCACAUCUGCCCCUUCAAAAGGCAACCAAUAAUUUGAACAUUUUUAAAAUCGGAUAAAAGUAUAACGUUAGUUAUAGCUGUAUUACCAGGAGCACAGUAAUUUUCUUAUUUAUGUUAUAUAGUUACAAUUAUAUAUUUUAACUACGAAACGUUUAUCUUAUAGUCGAGGAAUCGACUAUAGCAUUCUAAAUAGUUUUGUAUACAAUUUAAAUAUUUGACAACUUUAUUCGAAAUGGGUUUUAAAGUGCUCACAACUUUUGGCACUAAACAUGAACAUUUGUGGAAGAAACAUGCACACAGACACUUCAACUUAUCGUUAACAUAUAUAAAUUGGAAACAUUUGAAACAGUUAAUUUCUUUAGUAUAAGAUAGCUAGCUAUAGUUAUAGUUAUAAUAAGUAAUAUAUACGUACAGUUUAUAAUAUCGUUUAAUUAUAAUACACAUAACACGAAUGUACAAUAUGUGUUAGGCAAUUACAUGUACAUACGAUUAUAAAUAUUUAAACAUUUUUUAAACAAUAAACAUUGAUAUAAAUACGGAUUAAGAGCCACACUUGCACUAAACUGUAUACCUAAGCUAAUUAAUUAAACGUCAACAAAACAUUAA